GGAGAACGUCCACGAGGAAUAAAAAAAUAAAAAUGGCGUCGAGAGCAGCUAGAAUAGCCCUCAGUUAUCCAUCUAGGCAGUUUACAACCUCUGCAGUAGCUCACCUCCCACCAAAGAAGGGCCAAACUAUUAAAAAGACUGCAAACAGCUUCACAAAGAAGAACAAAGGCGGUAAUAAACUUAAAACUGAAGCAGUAUCACACUCUGGACGUUAUGAAAAGUUACAGGCUACACCUCCAGAUCUCUCUUUCAUGCCUGAAUUCCUUCCUGAGCGUAUAACUGAUAAGUCAAUCGGCACACCUUUUAGAUUCACAAAGGAUGCACUCAACAUCACAAAGUUCACGGGAAUACCACCAACCUUAGCCAGAGAAUUUGCUACUGAGAGAGAAGCACAUACUGUUAUACGCAAAUCCUCAAUCAAUGCUAUCAAUAAGCUCGAUAGCGCUAGUAAAACAUCCAGCAAGGAUAACAGAUACGUAUUACAUGGUAAAAUUGGUAGUGGAAGAUCAAUAAGCUUGUUGCAAAGUGUUAUUUAUGCCCAACAAUCAAAUUGGUUGGUGUUCUACAUUCCAAAGUCUCAGCACCUCGUUGAUAGCAGUUAUGCAUAUAAUCCUCCAUCAGAGAGUGGUGGUAUUUGGACUCAACCAUCACUUUCCGCAGAAAUUCUCAGAAUUUUUGCUGAAACUAACAAAGAGAAAUUGAAUGACGUAAAAAUUUCGCAAGAUUACGAUCAAUUUAAGGCUGGUGAUAAGAUCUAUGAUCUUUGUAUACAUGCUACCAAAUAUGAAAACAAAGCUGUUGAAACAUUCGACGUUGUUAUGAACGAAUUGUCAAAGCAGACAGCCCACCCGGUUUUAUUAGCCAUGGAUUCAAUUCAAGCGAUGUAUCAACCAACACUCUAUAAAGAUCAACACUUUAACAAAUUACACCCAUACGAGUUAUCAGUAACUGCCAAGAUAUUAGAUUUCUUGAGCGGUAGACAGCAAUUCAACAGGGGUGCAAUCCUUGGAGCUACAUCAAGCACACCAACUACUAUGCAAAUACCAUCCCUGUUGUUGGCUCAACUUGGUUUGCAACCUGAGAAGCCAAUUAAUCCGUUUGAGAAAUGGAACACAAAACACCUCAACAAUGCAAACGGAUUGAAGUUGAUUGAAAUGGAAGAACUCACAUUCGCUGAAGCAGUUGGUGUAUUCGAAUCGUUUGGUAAAUCCUUAGGUAUUUCAAACCCAAUGUCUGAUGAACUUCUCUUAUCCAAGUUCACGGAGUCUGGUGGUUCACCUAAAGCAUUCACAAGAAGUUUGAGGGAUUCACUUGAAUAAAACUAUUUAUAGACUACCGAUGUAAAG
Molecule: messenger RNA, 1346 nt
Organism: Wallemia mellicola CBS 633.66
Lineage: Eukaryota; Fungi; Basidiomycota; Wallemiomycetes; Wallemiales; Wallemiaceae
Exons: 3
Coding region: 33-1319 (428 amino acids)
Biological process (GO): apoptotic process
Cellular component (GO): mitochondrial small ribosomal subunit; mitochondrial ribosome
Molecular function (GO): structural constituent of ribosome
Source: RefSeq, a predicted model, not a curated record